ACCGCUCACGAACACAAAGGAACGUCGCGCGGCGCUGGCGCCCACGGAGGGCCCAGCCGACUACACUUCCCAGAAAGCACUGGGCCGAGCCUCGUUGCAAUCUGCAGUCCGGGCGGGCGGUGGAGGAGGCGCCCCCUGUUUCUGCAAAAAGGUUGCCGUGGAGACGCGGGCCGACAGCGUCCUAGCGAGAGCGGUGAUUGGUGCAGAACCCUGCUAAUCCCUGGAAGGCCCGUCAAGAACUGAGGCAAACGUGGUGGGGGGCAUGCGCGGUUGGGAAGGCGGUGCUGCGAUCCGUGGCCCCCUGAGAGGCUUGCGCACGUCGACGGGGCAUGGACGCCUGGAUCUGAGGCGGGGAGCGCGGGAAGAGGCGGCCGGGCGUGUGAUCUGAUCGUUGCGAACAACGCUACCCCGGGGAACGGGAGGAGGGUGGAAAAGGAGGCGAGGGUGGGGGAAGGGCAAGGAGGCACUCGGGCUGAUGCGUGGAGCAUUCUGGGAGACAUAGUCCGGCCGGGGAGGGGGAAGUCGGCGAGUGCGCAUGCGUAGGAGCGCGGAGCGGCCGGCAGAGCGUGGAGGUUGGCCUGGAACCUUGAGGAACGGAAGUUUGACCCACGGGAUCCGGCGGCCCUGGAAAUCGAAUCUACUCACUUAAUAAACUCAGAUUUCUUCACAAAGCCCGCACAUUAUUCCCAGCUGCAAAGGGAGCAGCAAUGGCGGGGGAAGGGGGGCAUCCCCACUUACGGGGGACGGUAAAGAUGGGGAAACUGAGGUUCCCAGAAACUCGCCAGGGUUACGUAGCAAAUAGGCAAGAUCAGAAUCUCCGACCUUGCCUGCAGGCACCUGGUCCAGUUGUCUUGGGGCCUUCGUGGGCCCCCUGGAAGCUCCCAUCACCUCCUAAUCCUGCCUAAAUCAGGAAGGUCUGAAGAUGGAACAACGAAGCGUACAGUAGACGCUCAAAUAAGCAUUUGCUGCCACUGUUUGUCCUCGCAGCAGCCUCACCCCAUUCCUCUCCUAGGGGAAGACAUUAUCCUCGGAGCCCCCGCCCAGUCUUUCCAAUGAGGCCCGCAGCACUAGGCUCCCCAGGUCACACGUCCCUGGACGAUGAGGGACCUGUCAUGGUGAAGCUGGAGGACUCUGAGGAGGAGGGUGAGGCCGCCCCGUGGGAUCCCGGCCCAGAGGCUGCACGCCAGCGUUUUCGGCACUUCCACUAUGCGGAAGAAGAGGGUCCCCGUGAGGCCCUGGCCCGGCUCCGGGAGCUGUGCCGCCAGUGGCUGCGGCCCGAGGCGCACUCCAAGGAGCAGAUGCUGGAGCUGCUGGUGCUGGAGCAGUUCCUGUGCGCGCUGCCCCCCGAGAUCCAGGCCCGUGUGGAGGGACAGCGGCCAGGCAGCCCUGAGGAGGCCGCUGCCCUGGUCGAGGGGCUGCGCCAGGAGCCAGGAGGCCCCCGCAGAUGGGUCACAGUCCAAGUGCAGGGUCAGGAGGUGCUAUCAGAGAAGAUGGAGCCCUCCAACUUCCAGCCCCUCCUUCAAACCAAGCCUCAGACUCCAGAAUGUGGGCCUAGGACACCAUCUGAAGCCACACAAGAGUCACCACUGGGCCUUUGGGUGAAAGAGGAGCCCACGGUUACAGAGGACCCAGAGCUUCUGGAUUCUGGGCCUGUAGCCAACCCCCAAGAAGCCACUUCCACUCUCCUGCCUGAAGAGGCCCAGGGCUGUGAGACAGUGCUGGACCAGGCCUCUCCCCACAGCGAGACUGGGCUUGAGGGGCCUUCAUGGAGGGAGCAUCCUGGGGCCCUGUGGCAGGAGGAAGCUGGGGGCAUCUUCCCUCCAGGGUUUGCGCUCCACAUGGACAGCGUCUCUGCUGGCCCAGGCACUGUGAGCCCCCACCUCCACAUCCCCUGGGACCUCGGCAUGGCCGGCCUCACCGACCGACUCCAGUCACCCUCCCGUGAAAGUGGCUUCUCACAUGCACUCGUGCUCCCCAGUGGCCCUGGAGGUGAGCAGAACCCCACGAACGAGGGUCCCCGCCAGCUCCUGGGCCCCAUACUGGCCACCGCCCGCUGGCGCGCGCCCAGGGCCCAAGGCCGGGGCCGGGGCCGCCCCAGCACAGGCCCCGCGGUGGGGCGGGGUGGCCGCUGCGACGUGUGUGGGAAGGUGUUCAGCCAACGCAGCAACCUACUGAGGCACCAGAAAAUACACACGGGAGAGCGGCCAUUCAUGUGCAGCGAGUGCGGCCGAAGCUUCAGCCGAAGCUCGCACCUCCUGCGCCAUCAACUCACGCACACUGAGGAGCGGCCGUUUGUGUGCGGCGACUGUGGUCAGGGCUUCGUGCGCAGCGCGCGCCUGGAGGAGCACCGGCGAGUGCACACAGGCGAGCAGCCCUUCCACUGCGCUGAGUGCGGCCAGAGCUUCCGGCAGCGCUCCAACCUGCUGCAGCACCAGCGCAUCCACGGCGACCCCCCGGGCCCUGGCGCCGGGCCCAGCGCGCCCCUCACGCCUCCCGGCGCACCGGAGCCCCCAGGCCCCUUCCCCUGCAGCGAGUGCCGCGAGAGCUUCCCGCGGCGAGCCGUGCUCCUGGAACACCAGGCAGUGCACACGGGUGACAAAUCCUUUGGCUGCGUGGAGUGCGGCGAGCGUUUCGGCCGCCGCUCCGUGCUGCUGCAGCACCGGCGAGUACACAGCGGUGAGCGACCCUUCGCCUGUGCCGAGUGCGGCCAGAGCUUCCGGCAGCGCUCCAACCUCACACAGCACCGGCGCAUCCACACAGGCGAGCGGCCCUUCGCCUGUGCUGAGUGCGGCAAGGCCUUCCGCCAGAGGCCCACGCUCACGCAGCACCUGCGCGUGCACACAGGCGAGAAGCCCUUCGCCUGCCCGGAGUGUGGCCAGCGCUUCAGCCAGCGCCUGAAGCUCACGCGCCACCAGCGGACGCACACCGGGGAGAAACCCUACCACUGCAGCGAGUGCGGCCUGGGCUUCACGCAAGUCUCGCGGCUCACCGAGCACCAGCGUAUCCACACGGGUGAGCGGCCCUUUGCCUGCCCUGACUGCGGCCAGAGCUUCCGGCAGCACGCCAACCUCACACAGCACCGGCGCAUCCACACAGGCGAGCGGCCCUACGCGUGCCCGGAGUGCGGCAAGGCCUUCCGCCAGAGGCCCACGCUCACGCAGCACCUGCGCACCCACCGGCGUGAGAAGCCGUUUGCCUGCCAGGAUUGUGGCCGCCGCUUCCACCAGAGCACUAAGCUCAUCCAGCACCAGCGCAUCCACAGUGCGGAGUAACCAGCACUCACCGUACCCCCUUCUCUGCGCCUCGGCUUUUGGCCUUUUGUCGGGGGAGGGGAGCGUGUUCGCUCAGAACACUUACCUCACAGGGUGGUUGUGAGGCCUCUGAUCAAGUUUGGGUACAGGCGGGCCCACCCAGGACGUGGCUCCCAGUAGGUGCUCAAUAAACAGUAGACAGAGCAUGGGU
This is a messenger RNA of Callorhinus ursinus (northern fur seal), 3462 nucleotides long. The record is from RefSeq and is a predicted model, not a curated record. Lineage: Eukaryota; Metazoa; Chordata; Mammalia; Carnivora; Otariidae.